AUGGUGCUAGAAUGUGGAGCAAAAGGCAGCCCGCGCGCAUAUGGGCAUCAUGGUUUACAUAGCCACGGCCUAAAACGGAUGUUUAUGCACAACCAAAGGCGCAAAGUGAAAUUUCAGAUGUGGUCUACGAUUAUGCAGUUAGCUGGAAUGAGUGAGAGAAAAAGUAAAUGA
Messenger RNA from Laccaria bicolor S238N-H82, 171 nucleotides. RefSeq lists its product as uncharacterized. The transcript has a single exon. NCBI's taxonomy places the organism in Eukaryota, Fungi, Basidiomycota, Agaricomycetes, Agaricales, Hydnangiaceae. The record is from RefSeq and is a predicted model, not a curated record. Bases 1 to 171 code for a protein of 56 amino acids.